Messenger RNA from Chlorocebus sabaeus (green monkey), 9897 nucleotides. RefSeq names its product HemK methyltransferase 1, mitochondrial release factors N(5)-glutamine (gene HEMK1). Gene Ontology annotation, biological process: protein methylation. Lineage: Eukaryota; Metazoa; Chordata; Mammalia; Primates; Cercopithecidae. Gene Ontology annotation, molecular function: nucleic acid binding; protein methyltransferase activity. The record is from RefSeq and is a predicted model, not a curated record. Gene Ontology annotation, cellular component: mitochondrion.
GCAGGCUACUGGGCUCUGCCCACACACCUACCAGGCUCGCUUCCUAAAAGCUAGCUCGGAGCAAUCCCCUUGGGCUGGAGCCAAAUCCCUGAUGUGAUUUUAAGGAAGACCAGCAGGUCCGGGUCUCCAGGGGUCAACCCCACAUACAUCCCCCGCACUUUCCUGCAUGUAGGCCUGCGGGCGUAGAGGGCGUGGAAUUCACAGCCUCCCCACCCAUCCGCAGGGGUCUCCUGGGAGGAACCCACAGGCGAUGGGAACCCUGAAGCUGGGCUACGGCGUCCGCCCGAGCCUUUUCUUAAAUGCGCCAACCCCGGAAGCGGGGCAUCCAAGGGAGCGAGCGACGGGCCACGCACGUCCUGGCGUUCAGUACGGGGCAGCUUCUCCGGCUGGUGGGAGGGUGGGGAGCCUCUCAGGCAGAGUGGCAACCAACUAUAUCUGAGGACCAGAGCCCCAUUUUGGGGCACCAGAACUUGUGACCUCUCCAUCUCCACCCGGCUGGGUCCAGGGGCCACUCUCAGCACCCACCUCAGCAGCUGACAUAAGGCAGACUUGGGAACCUGGAAGCACUCUGGAGAACCUUUUCCUGAGACAUGGAGCUUUGGGGCCGUAUGCUCUGGGCCCUCCUGUCUGGCCCAGGGAGAGGGGGAAGUACCCUCGGCUGGGCCUUCAGCUCAUGGCAACCCCAACCACCUCUGGCUGGGUUAUCCAGUGCCACAGAACUGGUCAGCCACUGGACUAGGGUCUUUGAGAAAAGAGGUAUCCCUGAGGCCCGGGAAUCCAGUGAGUACAUCGUGGCUCAUGUCCUUGGAGCCAAAACAUUUCAGAGCCUGAGGCCAGCACUUUGGACCCAGCCCUUGACCUCUCAGCAACUACAGUGUAUCCAGGAGCUGAGUAGCCGUCGAUUGCAGAGGAUGCCGGUGCAGUACAUCCUUGGAGAGUGGGACUUUCAGGGGCUCAGCCUGAGGAUGGUGCCCCCAGUGUUUAUUCCUCGGCCAGAAACAGAGGAACUGGUUGAGUGGGUGCUGGAAGAGGUGGCCCAGAGGUCCUAUGCUGUGGGAUCCCCAGGCAGCCCCCUCAUUCUGGAGGUAGGCUGUGGAUCGGGAGCCAUCUCCCUCAGCCUGCUGAGCCAGCUCCCUCAGAGCCGAGUCAUUGCUGUGGAUAAGGGGGAAGCUGCCAUCUCUCUGACCCAUGAGAACGCUCAGAGGCUUCAGUUGCAGGACAGGAUUUGGAUCAUCCACCUCGACAUGACCUCAGAAAGGAGCUGGACACACCUGCCCUGGGGCCCUGUGGACCUGGUCGUCAGCAACCCUCCCUACAUCUUCCACCAGGACAUGGAACAGCUGGCCCCCGAGAUCCGCAGCUAUGAAGACCCUGCGGCCCUGGACGGUGGGGAGGAGGGCAUGGACAUCAUUACCCACAUCCUGGCCCUGGCACCCCAGCUCCUGAAGGACUCUGGUAGUAUCUUCUUAGAAGUGGACCCAAGGCACCCGGAGCUUGUCAGCAGCUGGCUUCAGAGCCGGCCUGAACUGUACCUUAAUCUUGUGGCUGUGCGCAAGGACUUCUGUGGGAGGUCACCUGACCCCUUACUCCCAGGUAGCGCCAGGGUGAGAGUUUCCUUCUGCCCCAGCAGGGCUGGCCGUCAGUCCCCUGCUUGGUAGGGGUGUGCGGGUGCAGCGUGGAGGAAGGCACGUGAGUCCUCACUCCUGGCCUUGGAUACCAUGGGGCCUGGUGUAGAGCAGCUCACUCGCGGGGACUGAUCAGUCCUCCACUGCCCUGGGUGCAUGCGAACACACUUCCCUGGCCAAGCCUGGCUCAAGCACAGGAAGCUCAUCUGCAUUUCAGCUCAAGGAUGACUGCCUGCUUUCUGGAGGGGAGGGCCUGGAGGUCCUUGCUGCACAGUUCCUGGGUCACACAUCCACAUUCAUUUAAUGGAAGGCUUGAGCCGUGAGGGGUGUUUCCUUUUUAUCCCCAUAGCUUUUAACUAAAACAUCCCUUCUGAGUUGACCCCCUGGGGUUUCAAAUAACCCAUGUGUACCUGGUUGGGGCUGGGGAGAGUGAGAAACUGAGAUACUGGGCACAGGAUUGUGGCCUCCACCCCAGCUCUGGUCUGUGCAGACUCAUGGCCACCAGGAGGCCUGCAGAUCCAGCCUUCCUAUCAACAGUGACAGGAAAUCUCUAGGUUGGUGAGUACUGGUGGUGUGAGCCUGCUUCAGGGUGGGUCCUAAGGAACAUGGCAAACCAGGCUGGCUCAUUCCACUAGACUGCCCCCUGCCACUCCAGCACUUCCCAGGGCCUGGCAGUAUGGUCUGAUGGGCAGUGUGGUCCGAUGGGCAGCAUCCUUUGCUGCAGCCAGGAGAGCUGAGUUCCAAGGCUGUGUCCUGCAGUGGGACCUUGGGCAGCUCCUUUCCCUAUAAGAAGCUGGCUCUUCUGAGUCCAAGGUUAGCGCCAAGUGGCAGCCUCUUUCCUCUUAGCCAAGUGGAAUGUGCAUGCUGGCAUCUGAAUGUCCAUUCUCCAGGCAGAGAGAACAAGAGAAGGUGUGAACUGCCUGAGGUCCCAUGAUAGUGGCCAAGUGGAGAUAGUAAGUUAGAUCCGUCCCUUUGGGGAGCCUGUAUUGCUGGAGUCACACCCAGCCUAAGUGUCGCCCUGCACUAUGGCUGGAGGACGCAUUUGGCAGAGGUCACGCUACAGCUCCCAGUGCCCCAGUGGCCUGCCCCAUGCCCAGCCCCAGCUGCAUGAACCUUGAGCUGCCCCUGGCUUCCUUUGAAGAGGCUGCUCCAGAAGGAACUCGGGUUGGGAGGCGAAGGGGUGCACAACCAGGGCGAAGCUCCCCACUCCCUGAGUCCCCUGUGCUCACAGACCUUUGCCUGCUAAGGUCCUCACCAGUGUUGCCCUUUCUGUCUUCCUCCCUGUGCCCUUUGGCUCUUGCUGUCUUCAGCAGCAUCUCAGGGUAGUUGCCGUGACCUUAGUGCAGUCUAUCAUCCCCCACCCCUCAGCCAGUCCUGGCUUCCCUGAUGGUCUCACCCUCCUGGCCUCAGGCCCAUUCCUGAGGAAGGGCCUUGGCGAGCUUGUGGAUGUUGCACCAAAAGAGAGUGCAGUGUUGGAGAGUGACAGUGUUGGGGCAGCUGGGGCCACAAGCAGGAGCGGCCCUCAGGGACAACUUUCUGCCCAGAAAAAUGUGCAGCUUGACUCUGCUGAGGAAAAGGUCCAAGCCAAGAGGACUGGCAGGUGGGGCCUCAAGCCUGCAGCCACUGGCUUGAUUGGGCCCUGGACACUGAGCCCUGAUGUUGUAGCCACACCAGCCUGGAUUUCAAUCCCAGAAUCUGCCCCUCACCACAAUGUGACCUUGGGCAGAUGACUUCACCUCACUCAGCCUUGGCUUCUAAGACUGAGAAAUGUGACUAAAUGCUUUAUUUCAUAGGAUGCGUGUGAGGAGCCCAUGGAAGGUGCCUGGCUUGGCACAUUGUGGCAUUUUUUCUCGCCUUCCUCAGAGGGCAGACACAGGGAGGAAGGACCUGGUGCUCUCAGGCAUCCAUCUGAUGCUUGGGACCAACAUAAGGCAGGCAGGGAUACAAGGCAGUCUGGAAAGAAAGGUAGGCAGGAGUUUCAGUCUUGGGCUCUUGACUCCUCAUUGUUGUCUAGAGAUGGAGCCAGCAGGCUGGUAGCCUGGCAGCCCACAUCUCCCCUCAGCCCCUCCUCACUAUGGCCCCAGUGCCUUGAGGCCCAGGCCAGGGCAGCCAGUGGCUCCAGCUCAGGGAAAGCCAGGCUCACCUGCCCUAUCCCCUCCCUUGCUCCUGAGGCCAAAGCCAGAGACUCGAACUACCUCCCCACCACCACCAGCAUAUGUCAAGGAGCACUUGCAGGCAGAAUGGGAGGAGGACAUGGAGCUGAUGCCGGAGUCCAGGCUGUGCAGGCCCCUGAGGUCUUGAGAGAUGUGCCUACUGCCCAUGCAGCCUCCUUCAGCCAGAGCCCAGAGCACAGACAGGAGUGUAGGAGUCCCUGUUUGAUGUACUCUGGGAAAGUAAUUCUAUCUCCUCUUCUGAUAGUUGGGGAAACUGAGGCCUUAUCUCACAGUUGGAUGCUUUUCCCAGUUGUCAAUGGGUUUCUCCAUGGGUCUCAUCCGGCUGCCUUAUUGAAAUAUGCCUCCAACCCUGUAAAUGCAAGAAAUCUACUCUUUUUGGCUCCUUUACCACCACCUGGGCCCUGGGCCAUUGGCUGCUCCCAAUCCCUGCCCCAAACACUUAGCUGGCUCCCCAUGACUUAAGUGUGUUCUCUUGUGUCCUAUGGAAUCCAGUUCUGAAGAGAUGGGGGAGGACAACUGUGGGAAAAGCCCUGGGGGCCCUUCCAAGGCUCCAUCUGUGCUCUGAGUAGGCUGCCAUCAGAACAAAGGGUUCCACUGCUGACAAGGUUUGAGAACUGCUGGCUUGAGGUGGGAACCCCUUUAACCUCUGCGGGACAGCAUGUCUUUCCCUAUCCACCUUCGAUUCUUUUCUCUCUUCAUUGGCUCCUUCUUAGUGGAUUCUUUUCUCUACUGCCCUGGGCUUCAGCCUUUGUGCAGCACUGUUGAUGCCCUGAACACACACCUUCCCUCUGCCCAGGCAGUGCAAACGAUCCACUUCUUCAAGCUCCAACACAAAUGCUGCUUCCUUUAGGACACCUGCUCUGUGCUCUCCCUGCCUCCCCUAGCUCAUACCUCUGCUGGCACCAAUGACCUUCUGUACCAUGCCUUCAGAAACCUUAUCCCCCUCAUCUCUGGGGCCCCCUGUGGAUCUGGCAUACCCAAGUUCAGUAAAUGUCUACCGGUAAGCUGAUGGUACAUGCAUUUUCUAGAAUAGAGCUGGGACUCCCCAUGUGGCCCACAUCUGACCUGGCGGCCCAUGUAUUCCGGUCAUUAGGGAGAGGAAGCAUGAGGACCUGGCCUUCUGCCCGACCCAGGCAGCCAUUCAAGUUGAGCAGUGGCCACUUCGAAUGCUUAAGUGCACCUGAUCCCUGCGCGACAGCCAUGCCAGGAGAACAGGCUGUCCUUGGCGGCAGUAGGAGCAGGCGCCAGGUUUCCUGGAGCUCUUGGCUUCAGCCAGCUCCCAGCCAGAGUCCUGGCUAGGGCAGAGACCUGAUCUCCCCCUCAUGACUUUCUACCUCGGACAAGCCCCCUGAACUGGAUUUGAGACUGUCAAAGCAACUCUACCACUGCUUUGGUAGGCUGAACAGUGACCCCCCAAAAUCGCAGUGUCUUAAUCACCUAAUCCUUAACAUGUGACUAUAUUACCUUCACAUAGCAAAAUGGACUUUGCAGAUGUGAUUAAGGAUCUUGAGAUGGAAAGAGUAUCCUGGAUUUUUCAGGUAAACUGAGUAUAAUCACAAGGGCCUCUGUAAAGGAGGCAGGAGUUUCAGAGUGACGGAAGAAAAUGUAUGUAACAAUGGAAGCAGAGGUCAGAGUGAUGCAAUUGCUGGAGGAAGAGCCAUGAGCCAAGGAAUGCAGACAGCCUUUUCUUCCCUGGGGCCUCAAGAAGAAUGUAGUCCUGCCAACACCUUGAUGUUAAGCCCUGUGAAACUGAUUUCAGAUUGCUGACCUCCAGAAUAGUAAGAUCAUAGGUUUGUGUUGUUUUCAGCCACUAAAUGUGUGAUAAUUUGUUACAGCAGCCAUGGGAAAUGAAUACAGAUUGUGGUGCCCAAAUUAGUGCUGCUGUAACACAUGCCUACUGACUGAAGUGGCUUUGGAAUUGCAAUGUGGAAAUGGGCAGAGGCUGGAAGAAUUUUGAGUCAUGAUAAAUUGCCUUAACCACCUCUCUUCAGAUAGGUGAUGUGGCCCGGGGAACUCUUCCUCAACCUUCAGACCUAAACUGCCCAGGCUCCCCAUUUUUUACUCUUAUUUGGAGAGAGGUGGCCCUUUCUCACAGUGAGAAGAGUGGAAGACUGACCAGCAUGGGUCCCAGAAGGGAGUGGGUGAGGAAUGGUACUGGGAUGUAGGGAGAGAGUGCAAGGCUGGCCUCCAUGACCCAUCUCCAGAGACUGGGUCCAGAGAGGACCUCAGAGACUGGGGCCAAGCCUGUUCCUGCUUUCCUGUGGAGUUAAUAUGACUGGCCCAGGACCCCUUGGGUGUGUGAGGAUGAGCAGGGGCCCUAUACUCUCUGGGUUGCAGGUACUGCAUCUGUGAAAUGAGCACAGCAGCCCCUGACUUUGAGGUAAUGGGCCUGGCCCCUCCAUGUAAGUCAUAGGCCUGAGCAGAGCUGUGUCACCAUUCUGUUCCUAUGGUGAAAUGGGGCUAUCCCUGGGGUUCUCAACCUCCUGGUCCCUAAAACUGAAGUGGCCAACUGGUGCCCUCAGCCCUGUCCCUGUCCAGGCUGGGACUAGGACCUCCCUCUCCAGGGGUACUAAGGGACUCUGGAGACACUAUCCCACCUGGCCAAGGCUUAGGGCUCCUGAGGCCAGUCCUAACCCAGGAGCCAUAUGGAGAACUACUGGGAAGCCAGACAUGGGCCUCAUGCUGGGUUUCAGAGCUGAGAAGCUAGGGGACAGGGAGCAUGGACACCUGGGUUCAAGGGUCAGCUUGGCCCCAAAUCAUCUGGAUACACUUUGGAUGAAGCCAGGAGGGCCUGUUUAUACUGGAAGGGGUGGAUCUUGGCAAGACUUAUGUUCAAUCCCUGAUCUUUUUGUCCCAGAGAGGGAUGGGGCUUACUUGAAGUAACACAGCACUUGACUACUGACUCCCAGUGUGGUGCUCUCAUCUACCAUUGCUUCCAAGGGUCUGUGGUUAGUUAAUUAAGUUAAUUAGGUGGUGCUCAUAUGGCUGUCCUUGUAGCUACUAAACCCAGGGAUUCAGGCCCAUAAAGCCCUCUGGGCCAGGUUUAUGGGCAGGUAAGAGCCACAUUAGGCCAACUGUAGCCCCUGGGUGUGCAGACAGAUCUGGGUCCCAUCAGAAACUCUGGUAGCUGUGGGAGGAGAGCAGGAUAUCCCCCGCUUGCGGAAUGAGUGGGCGCCUUCCCCUCUGAGGGAACUGACUGUACAACCCCCAGCCUCUUCCCUCCCAGGGCCCUCCUGAGGUGUCUGGAAGGACCUUUGGGAUCUUUGGCCUCAUAACCAGGAAUCAGAAGCUUCAAAUUCUAGGGGCCCCUUUUCUUCCAAAGACUACCUCUCACACAUACAACGGUCCUGCAGGAAAAUGGUCAGGAAAGGCCCAGUUUACAGCUCACAGAGUGGGAAAGGCAAGGAAGCCUACCUCAGCCUCACUGAAAGCCCUGAACUGGGCUGACCUCCACCUGCUCCAGCUAUGCCUAAAGGGGGAGGGUGCGACAGCUCAGAGUAACUAUGCUCCAUGGUAGGCAGGCCUGGCUAAGUGGCCCCCUUCCCAGGGUCUGGAGUCUACCUCAGACACUCUAACUCUCAGAGCAGAGGAUGUCACCUUUUUGCUCCGUCUUGUACUAGGUCUGCAGCCCUCUUCUGGGGCAUGUGGCUGGGAAAUGGUGGGAUCAGAUAUCCCCUACUGAGCCCAGAGAGCAGAUGGUUGGUACCUGAAACAGAGAUCCCUGCACUACAGAUGAGAAAAUUCAGGCUUAGCAGGACAGGAGCAGAGUUGGGGCACAAUCCCAGGUCUCUUCUCUGGCUCCAAGCUGCCAGUCUUUCCUUUGCCACCCGAAGACCCCCCACCCUGCCUUGCUUUCCAGGAACAGGCCUGCCUGCCUGGAGAGGCGGCCAAGUCCCUCUGCUGUUCCUGGAAGUCAGCGUGAGGCUGAGCUACAUGACCAAGCAAAGCAAACUAGGACUACAGGUGCGAACCACCCUGCCUGGCUCAUUUUUAAUUUAUUUAUUUAUUUAUUUAUUUAUUUUGUAGAAACAGGGUCUCUUGAUGUUGCCAGGGCUGGCACAUGGGGUUUUUAAUUGUCCCUACAUUACAAAGUUGAGGACAUCAAGGCUCAGCAGGAUGCAGUUACGGAUCAGGUUGCAUAGCUAGACUGGAAGGGAGGAUGAGGCUGCCAUUGGUGCCCAUUUGACUAUCAGAGACACUGAGGCCAGCAUAACUAGGUCCUGGGCUGUCCCCUACAGAGCUUAGUGCAGAAGUCACCUGGGCUUGUGGACCCUUGGAGCAGGAGCAAGGGUUUCCAGGGCUGUCCCUAGAGGGCUUUCUAGAAGACCUGCAGCUGCACCUGGGUGCGUCUCCUGAGGUAUAGGGCCAACAAGGCCUCAGUCUCUCAAGACCUGCUAUGUGUCAGGCACCAGGGAGAUGAUACCAAGUGGAGGGUCCUAUAGAAUAUGGUGCAUCCUGUGCCAAGUACUUCCAGGAUUAUCUUACUCAACCUUCAUGACAUCCUGAGAGAUGGAGGCUGUGAACCCUCUCGUUAUACCGACAAGGAAACAAACAGAGGGUCUAAGAAACUUGCUUGUAUGCUGUCUGAGCUGUGAUUCUGGCACAGGCUGAGUGACCUGGAGCUGGACGCCUUAGUCGUCACACCAGGCUUGAGAGGGGCGGAUAGGACAGGAAUAUACCAGGCCGUAGGGACAGUCUGGACAAAGGCCUGGAGUUCUGCAGACACACGGGUAGGGAUGUGUAGGGGUAAGCUGGUGCUGGGGGGUGCCCUUGGCUGAGCUCUGAAUGCAUUUCUGGGGACCAGGACCCUAAAGAGGUUUUUGAGCUGAGUUACAGAGUUAGAGAGGCAUUGAGGCUGCUCUUUCUGGCUUCCAGGAAAAAGGGACUGGGGCAGGAGGCUGCAACUGUCCAGGGUCUGGAGGCUGCUGGGGUCUGUAGCAGUGGCAUCAGAUACUCUGGAACAGAACUGACUCAGCCAUUGCUGAGGGGUUGGAUGUGGGAUGGCCAGGACCACAAUGGGCCCAGGGCUCUGAUUGGGAUGUGGAGGAAAUGGGGCCACCUGAGUUGGAGACGGGUGCUGGAGGGGGACAGUCGGGGAGCUUGACAGCAUAGGAUGCUUCCAGAAUAUCCGAGAGGCAGCAUCGGAGUGUCUGGAGAUGCAAAUGUGACCAUGUGGGGACACAGUCCAAAGGCAGCCCUUGAGGUAGAGUUGGGAAGAACACUCUCCUAGACCUGAGUGCUGACAACAGUACUGGGCACCUGCAGUAUGUAAACUAGUGCCAGGUGCCGCACACACUUUGUCAUAAAUCUUUCUGUUGGCACAUCAGGGAUCCCUUCCUUGGCCCACUGUAUGGAUGAAGGGACUGAGGCUUAACCUGCCCAAGGCCACACAGCCAGCAACUGGCCAUGCUGGAGUUUGAACCUAGUCCUCUGACGUCCCAGCCAGGAGAGGCGUGAGCAGGCUGCAGAGGCCAAAUGCAGCCCAGAGCCUCAACCCCCAGAGGGGCCCCAGGAGCCAGUGAGGUGCCCCACAGCCAACAUGGGCUCCAGAGUGAAGGGGAAAGUGAUGAAUCAAACAGAAAGCAGCAGAUGCAGACUGAGCUCUCUCCCCGUCAGCCCGGGUGCCAGAUUUUCACGCCCACAGCAAAGGGGCCAGGCAGAGCACUAGGUGUAGGGCAGGAGAGGGCAGCGAAAGUGGUUGCCACUGAACCCAGACUCAUAUACUCCGGAUAUGGGUGGCGCAGACUGACAGACACCCAGCCCAAUUCCAGACUGAAAGUUGAGUCCAUCUCAGCAUGUGAGGAUAUGAAGUUUGCCUUGUCACGAGGAGCAUUUCAGGUCCUUAGGCCUGUGAGGUUCUGGGAUGAGGCACCAGAUGCAUAUGUCUAAAAACCCUUGUUGAAGGCACUCCACAGCUCAAGAACUGACCAUUGCUGCCUACUUUCUUGGCCCGCACUGAAAACCACUGUUUCUUCAUCAUUUUCCUCAGCCCUCCUGCCUCAGUCCCCCAGAACUUUGGAGCUCAUUCUUUCAAAGCACGUUUCGUGUGCAACUCAAAUAUAUAUUUUUAAAAAGAUAAAAUGAGCAUCUUGUUAGCA